UUGCUCUAUUGAUUUUAUAAACUCAAUAUAAAUAUGGCAGUCGGGCUUGGUCCUCCAAAAACUCAACAUGUAUUGCUGUUCAUUUUUUUUAAGAUUUUUAUUCAUUUCAUUAUUUUUUUAUGUCUGUUUAUGCUCAGAAGAUGAAGAAAGAUUGGUAAGAAAUUUAUUUAGAGGAUACAAUAAACUCAUCAGGCCAGUUCUCAAUUCUUCAGAUACAGUUUUAGUACAUUUGGGUUUAACAUUUACACAGCUACUCAGUGUGAAUGAAAGAAAUCAAGUUAUGAAAUCAAAUGUUUGGAUGGAUUUAAAUUGGAAUGAUUAUCAAUUUAAAUGGGAUAAAAAUGAGUAUGAUGGUAUCGAAACAAUUCGUGUACCAUGUGACAAGGUUUGGAAGCCAGACAUUGUGUUGUUUAACAAUGCUGAUGGUAAUUAUGAGGUUCGUUAUAAAAGCAACGUGGUCAUAACAUCAGAUGGCUCAGUGAAUUGGGUACCUCCAGCAAUAUUUUUGAGUUCAUGUGCAAUCGACGUAACAUAUUUUCCAUUUGAUCAGCAAACUUGCAUUAUGAAAUUUGGCUCUUGGACAUUUAAUGGUGAUCAAGUUGCACUGGCAUUUCCGAUAAAUAAAUCAUUCAUUGAUUUAUCAGACUAUGGACGAAGUGGAGCAUGGGAUAUAAUUGAUGUACCAGCAUACUUAAAUACUUACAGAGAUAUCAACAAAACAGAAACAGACAUAACAUUUUAUUUGAUAAUCAGACGUAAAACAUUAUUCUACACAGUAAAUUUAAUUCUUCCAACAGUGCUGAUAUCAUUUCUUUGUGUUCUUGUAUUUUAUUUACCAGCUGAAGCAAAUGAAAAAGUAACACUUGGUAUCAGUAUUCUUUUGUCACUGGUUGUGUUUCUUUUACUUGUUAGUAAAAUAUUGCCACCAACGUCAUUGGUAAUGCCAUUAAUAUCGAAAUAUUUAUUAUUUACAUUUAUCAUGAAUACUGUUAGUAUACUGGUAACAGUUGUUAUAUUAAAUUGGAAUUUUCGUAGUCCAAGAACACAUGCAAUGUCAAAAUUAGUACGUCAAAUUUUUUUAAGAAUUUUACCACGUAUAUUAUGUAUGCAAAGACCAAAAAAAACACGUUUAAGGUGGAUGAUGGAAAGACCAAAUUUAAGUAUAACAAAAAAUAGCAAUUAUUCAUCAAGUUUUACUGAAAUGACAAAUAUAAAUGAUCAUAAUAAAAUUGAAACUGUUGAAUUAUCUGAUCUUCAUCAUCCAAAUUGUAAAAUUAAUCUUGAUGCACAUGUAUCAACAAUUGGAGGAUCAAGUACAGCUAAUGGAACAUAUCAUGGAUUUGAUAUUAAAAGAGAUUCAAUUACUUCGGAUUCAGCAACAAUGGGAACAAUGGCUACAAAAGCACUCAGUGCUGUUGAAUUUAUAUCUGAACAUCUUAAAAAUGAAGAUCUUUUUAUUCAGACACGUGAAGAUUGGAAAUAUGUGGCAAUGGUUAUUGAUCGUUUACAACUUUAUAUAUUUUUUUUUGUAACGACAUUUGGAACAAUUAAAAUUCUCAUGGAUGCACCACAUAUUUUUGAAUAUGUUGAUCAAGAAAAAUUGAUUGCAAUGUAUACAAAAAAUCAAUCUAUUGUUAAUUAGCAUUGUUCCUUGUUUUUUAAUCAAGUCAUUGAAAUGACGAAAUUUAGCCUCAUUAAAUUCUUCGACAAGAGGGAAAAUUCUUCUUUGCAACGAGUACAAUAAUUAUUAUUUAAAAUUAUCGAGGAAUUGAAGAAAGGGGUGCUAAAUUAUAUCGAAUUUAAUACAACUUAAUAUUUUAUUGAUAGAUGAUAUUUAAUGUUACUCAGGUGAAUUGAAUUAAUGCUCAAUAAUUUUGUUGUUUUCAACAAAUGCAAUAUUACAGAUCAAAUUAUUUUAUCAAUAAUUGAAAACAAAAAAUAUAUUUACAAUAAUUAUUAAUAUACAUAUAAAUUGUCAAUGACAAAACUACCUCAAAUAAAAAAAUAAAAUACAAAUGAAAAAGUACAAAAUAAAAUAUUGAAAAAUGUUAAAACAAUAUUAUAUUUAAAUUUAAAAAAAAAAAAAAUACAAACAGUACAAAAUAAUUUAUAAAAUAAAUUUAGAAAAUAAAAAUAUGUUUGCAAAUAGAAAAAAGAAAAUAUGUAAAUUUAAAAAAAUAAAAUAAAAUAAUUUAUUGAGAUAAUUAAAUAAUGUAGAUUGAUUAAAAUUAUAUUUAAAAAAUUUUUUUGUAGUAAUUUUUGCUGAUGAUAAAUAAAGUUGAAUUUAAAUUAAAAAAAAA
Aphidius gifuensis is the source of this 2300-nucleotide messenger RNA. Its product is annotated as acetylcholine receptor subunit beta-like 1. Lineage: Eukaryota; Metazoa; Arthropoda; Insecta; Hymenoptera; Braconidae. Gene Ontology annotation, molecular function: acetylcholine-gated monoatomic cation-selective channel activity; transmembrane signaling receptor activity. The coding region runs from base 68 to 1642 and encodes 524 amino acids. Gene Ontology annotation, biological process: monoatomic ion transmembrane transport; nervous system process; regulation of membrane potential. The transcript is spliced from 6 exons. The record is from RefSeq and is a predicted model, not a curated record. Gene Ontology annotation, cellular component: neuron projection; postsynaptic membrane; synapse.